AAAAAUGGGUCUGUUCGACAUAGACCUCGGUGAACUGUAUCACAAAAUUUUACGGAAACAUUUUAAUGUGACUAGUUUGCAAUGUGAAAUGAUAUUGACGACAACAUUGUUGUUAGUACUUGCAUGUUCCUUUUUUAUGUUCCCUGCACUGUUUGUUAGUUCUGUUGUAUUUUUGGCAGUUGUUGGACAACAGCUAGGUGUCAGAAGGUUGUAUGUGAGCCUUUUGUUGCAACUAUUUGAGUUUGGUCGAGUUAACAUCGAAAGUUCUGAACGGAGUAAACAUUAUGCGUCAUAUUAUGAAGUCGAAGAAAACGAAUCGACUUCGGAAACAGUAGAUUCAACUACUACGACUUCAACUGAAACACGUAAAGAUGAAAUUAAUGAUGAUGCCAAGUCUCCUAAAGCUGAUUUUAUAAAUGGAUUUAACAACAAUGGUAUGAACGUCAUCAAACGAGACACAGUAUUGCUUCCGGCCAGAAUCAAAAGACAAGCCAGUCGUCAUCUACCAGGAGAUGAUGACUUCAUCAAUGAAUCAGGAAUCGAAAGAUGUUUGAACUAUUUGAAAUCAGGGAUGGAAAGUAUUAUCGAAGAUGAAGUGACAUCAAGAUUUGAAGCAGAAGAACUUAAGAAUUGGAACUUUCUUACACGCACUAAUCGCCGCUACGAAUUUAUCAGCUGGAAAUUAACUAUUCUUUGGUUUAUAGGAUGUAUAGUUAGAUAUCUAAUUUUGUUCCCAUUGAGAAUGAUCAUUUUCUUAACCGGGGUACUUUGGACAGUAGUCGCGUUCAUGUUGAUCAGUUGUUUGCCAAAUGGAAGUUUCAAACGUUGGCUGAACGAUUUGGCAUUCAAAACUACUUUCAGAAUAUUUGCCAGAGCUUUGUCAUCGGUAUUGACUUUUCACAAUAUUGAAUAUAGACCGAAACGAGGAGGAUUUUGUGUGGCUAACCACACAACGCCUAUAGAUGUAGUAAUGCUCUCAACUGAAACUUGCUUUUCCUUGAUAGGGCAAAAACAUGGUGGUUUUUUCGGACUGAUACAGCAAUCUUUAGCUGCUGCUUCGCCUCACAUAUGGUUUGAAAGAGCGGAGCAAAAAGAUAGAAACGCAGUAGCUUCAAGAUUGAGACAACAUGUGGCAAAUCCAAAAAAUCCUUCUAUUCUAAUUUUUCCAGAAGGCACUUGCAUCAAUAAUACCUCUGUAAUGCAAUUCAAAAAAGGAACUUUUGAAGUCGAUGGCACAAUUUAUCCAGUGGCAAUGAAAUAUGAUCCAAAAUUUGGAGAUGCAUUCUGGAAUAGUUCAAAGUAUUCCUUGCUCAUGUAUAUUUUCAUGAUGAUGUCUUCUUGGGCCAUUGUUUGUGAUAUUUGGUAUAUGCCACCAAUGUGCCGAGAAGAUGGAGAAUCAGCAAUAGCAUUUGCAAACAGAGUAAAGCAUGCAAUAGCUGAGCAAGGAGGGCUCGUUGAUUUGGAAUGGGACGGUCAGCUGAAACGAGGAAAACCCAAAAAAGAACUUAAAGAGAAACAACAAGAAAUUUUCAGUCAAAGAUUAAAAAAUUUAUAAUAUACUCAUAUACAUCAC
Messenger RNA from Ctenocephalides felis (cat flea), 1573 nucleotides. RefSeq names its product glycerol-3-phosphate acyltransferase 3-like. Gene Ontology annotation, biological process: triglyceride biosynthetic process. The transcript has 8 exons. Gene Ontology annotation, cellular component: endoplasmic reticulum. The record is from RefSeq and is a predicted model, not a curated record. The coding region runs from base 5 to 1555 and encodes 516 amino acids. NCBI's taxonomy places the organism in Eukaryota, Metazoa, Arthropoda, Insecta, Siphonaptera, Pulicidae. Gene Ontology annotation, molecular function: glycerol-3-phosphate O-acyltransferase activity.